AUGCAUCGCGUUACUUCCUGGCCGGGCAUCGGCUUCAUUGUGAAACCGGAGACGGUGUUGAAGGUCGGGGAUCCCGUCCUGGAGCCGGUUCAGCCAUCUGUGAUCCCCAAGACUGUCUCAGUCUCAGGAGAGGUCAACCCCACCCCCGGGAGUUCACCACCUUCUCCACCUCCACCCCCCAGCUGGUUUAACCCCCGAGUCCAAGUUUGGUUUAAACCCGGCAGGAGUCGAGACUCUGACUGCACCUGCUCAACCUCACGAUGCAAGCAAGCCCUCGACGUGCGGCUGAAACGCCGGCUCAGCAGCAUCACACAACCAGACCCGUUUUUAUUCGUGUGCAGGUGCGACGGUCCUGCGCCUGAUAUCUUCAGGGCGCUUGGAUGCCACGAGCAGCUCGAUCCUCAAGGCUGCCAGGACUCUGAAGACCCCGAGGAGUAUUGUUAUGGUGGGUACCACCCCGUCCGGACCGGCGACACCUUCAACGGGAGAUACCAGGUGGUGUCUAAGCUCGGCUGGGGCUUUUUCUCCACGGUGUGGCUCUGCACGGACCUCAGGUCCGGCCGGCGGGUGGCGGUGAAGGUGCUGAAGAGCGGUCCUAGCUUCACCCAGGCCGGACAGGACGAGUUGGCUGUCCUACGAUGUGCCGGCGGUCCCGCGGGCCGCCACCCCUCCAGCCGAAGGAUCGUUCGGCUGCUGGACAACUUCAAGCUGGUCGGGGUCAACGGGGUCCACACGUGCCUGGUGCUGGAGCUGCUGGGCCCGGACCUGAGGAGCUGGCAGCUGUGUUUCGGGAAUCCAGGACUGUUGCAGCCUUGGGUCAAGCAAAUACUCACCCAGGUUCUCCAGGGCCUGGAUUACCUCCACACUCGGUGUAAAAUCAUCCACACGGACAUCAAGCCCGAGAACAUCCUGCUGUGCCUGCAGGAGCAGUACCAGGCGGUUCCAGCAGGGGGCAGCAGCUCCCGCCCAACACCGGCCGGGAGGGAGGCCAAGAACACAGGAAAGGAGCAGUUUAACCCUCACAGGUUAAAGGAAGUUGCAGUGAAGAUCGCCGACUUGGGGAGCUCCUGCUGGGUGUACAAGCAUUUCUGUGAGGAGAUCCAGACCCGCCAGUACCGCUCUCUGGAGGUGUUGUUAGGAUCGGACUACGGCCCCCCCGCCGACAUCUGGAGCGUCGCCUGCAUGGCCUUCGAGCUGCUCACCGGAGACUCGCUGUUCCACCCCGAAGCCUGCGAGUCCGUCUCCCUGGAGGAAGACCACGUCGCCCAGAUCACCGAGCUGCUCGGCAGGAUUCCCACCGCCGUCGCUCUGGCGGGGAAAUAUUCUGCAGACUACUUCAACCGCAGAGGUGAGCUGCAUCGCGUCGGUCCGUUACGGUUCUGGAGCCUCUACGACGUUCUGGUGGAGAAGUACCACUUCCUGCUGGAGGAGGCCUCCGGACUCUGCCACUUCCUCCUCCCCAUGUUGGAUUAUCAUCCGGAGAGGAGGGCCACUGCAGCCCAGUGCCUCCUGCACCCGUGGUUGACCUCGUCCAGCUCCUGAGGGCUCCGGGGGCCCCAGGGCCCCUCACGGCCUCUACGCCAUCUGCAGCCCUCGCCGCCAGAUGCGUUCAGUAGGAGGACCGAUGAUUUCAGGGCGUCUUGGGAGUUUUAUCCGGAGCGUCUGUAGAAUGUCACGUUGCUCUUGUUCAGCCUCGGAUACAUAAUCAUAUCAAUUCCCCUGAGCACUUUAAGCUGUUACCCUCCUUCUCCUAAGACCUUGUUCUUCCUUUUCUUCAUUAGAUUUGAAUGUCAGACCUUGAGGAAGCAGAUAAUUACGUGUUGCUAGUCCUGCACCGCCAGAGCACCCGACCAUUAUUGUGAAUGUAUUUUUAAAAAUGCCCUUUUCGUGUUUUUUGUACGGUAUGAUCUAAACCUUAACGAUUAAAGUCCCAUUAUAUGCAAAUUGGGGCUGACUGAAUUUUAU
Molecule: messenger RNA, 1965 nt
Organism: Cololabis saira (Pacific saury)
Lineage: Eukaryota; Metazoa; Chordata; Actinopteri; Beloniformes; Belonidae
Product: SRSF protein kinase 3
Exons: 13
Coding region: 1-1542 (513 amino acids)
Biological process (GO): spliceosomal complex assembly; protein phosphorylation; regulation of mRNA processing
Molecular function (GO): protein kinase activity; ATP binding
Source: RefSeq, a predicted model, not a curated record